Cygnus olor (mute swan) is the source of this 3123-nucleotide messenger RNA. RefSeq names its product junctional sarcoplasmic reticulum protein 1-like. The transcript has 6 exons. The coding region runs from base 450 to 1397 and encodes 315 amino acids. The record is from RefSeq and is a predicted model, not a curated record. NCBI's taxonomy places the organism in Eukaryota, Metazoa, Chordata, Aves, Anseriformes, Anatidae.
CGCUCUUUGGUGAGUUAGAAUCUAUUCUGAUCUUUGUGGGUCAUGUAAUUAGAACACUUUUUGUAGCUGGCAAACUCUCCUCAUUUUCACUGACUUCCCUGCAAGAACGGUGUGAUUUGAAGGUCAGGUUUUCUGCAGACCCCCUUGUGCUAGAAGGAAAUUCUGCGUGCCACUGCAAAGUAAGACUGGAAUUCUUCAGUGUUUACCAGCACAGGGAAGAAUUUAUUUUCCAAGAUCCUUGUGAGAUAUUAAUAAGAAGAAAGCAGUCACUAGUACGUUGGGCCAACAAAUGUCUGUGCUUCUUACCAAAGAAACUUUGGAACUCCGCUUUCUCACUUAAAAACAGCUGGUAUGAAGAGGACUAUAUAUUGAAUGCAGAGGAGGGCCUAGAGGAGGUGGGGACCCGGCCGGGUGUCCCUGAGCAGGAUCCGGACGCGCCCGAGCCGAGCAUGCCCGAGCCGGUGCCACUCAGCGCGGACAAGAGAGCAGCGGAGAAGAAGCGUGCGGAGAAGGUGGGAGCAAAAGGCAGCACCGCGGUGCCUGCAGUCCCCAAGAGCCUCCCUGUGAAGACGAAGGUGGAGCCCCACAGCCUGGACCCCGCGGAGCAGCCGCUCAUCUGGGAAGGGCUCACCCUCAACAAGUGCAUCCUGGUGGCCUCCAUCGUCGCCCUGCUCAGCGUCAGCUUCCAGGUGCUCCAAGCGCCGCCGUGCUCCAGGGACGGUGUCAGCAGCAGCAGGCAGGAGCCUCCAGCACCUCCCAUCCCCGAGGUCACCGUCACCAAGGAGGAGGCCCCAGAAGUGGAGGCUCCCCAGCCCGUCCAGCCUGAAAGCAGCAUGCUGGAGGACGACGACAGCGAUGACGACGGUGAUGAUGACGACAACAACGAUGCUGACAGCAACCUGGCCGAGCCCUGGAUCUUCAAGAAGUGGUUUGGCCGCUCGGAGCCAAAGGAUGAGGAGGAAGAGCCUGCAGAGGAACCUGAGGAGACACCAGCUAAGGUGGAGGUGAGGAAGGGACGGGAAAAGCCCCGAGCCCUGGAGAAGAAGGAGGAGAAGGCCAAGGACAGCCGCACAGCCCCAGCAGACAGAAGCGGCCGGCAGGAUCCGCGCCCCAAGGACAGGACCACUGAGGACAAGCCCAUCAGAGCCCCCAGGGCACCCAAGGAGCCGGAGCAGCAGCCGCACAAGAAGCGGGGCCGGGAGGGGAAGGAGAGCCGGCGGGAGCGGGACGAGCCCCGGAGGGACGGAGGCAAGAGCCGCCCCAGCAGGGCCGAGCGCCAGGAGGGCACCCGACGAGACUGGCGGCAGCCACGGGGCGAGCAGAGGGGCAAGAAGCCCUGGGAGCAGGUGGGGAAGGACGGCACGGACAGGCCCCGGGAGGGCAGGCGGCGCGACUGAGGCUGGGACAAGAGGGGCUCGGUGGCGCUGCCCCAGGGGGACCCGAUCCUGCCACCACCCCCUGGCAAGGGCUGCGGAUACACGGACUCUGUCUGUCUGCCAAGCCCCUGUGGUCACAGCCCUGCUGUGGCUGGAGAGGAGCCGGGGGGCUGGUGCGGUCAGAGCGUGGUUUGGGGACAUCGGGGUCCCGCUGUGCCACCCGCCCAUGCCAUCUGGCCAAGCACGAGCCUUUGUGAGGACUUUGGGUCCCCUUGGAUGAGCUGCACAAAGGCAACCCAAAAAGGAGCAGGGAAACGAGCUCCCCUCCACCUGGGCUUCGUGCCCUCGCUUCAUCCCCAGCAGACAGCGCUCCUGCAGCUCGCCUGUGCUCCACGCUGCAACUGCGGCACCUGCAGCGAGGGCACAGGGCAGCCGGCACAGCGAUCCCAGCGAACAGAGGGUGUCUCCAGACCACUUAGCUCUUGAAUUCAGUUACUGGUUUUAUUGAAAGCAAAUCAAAGAGAGAAGUGUGUUCUGGGUUAAAGAAGCCAGGCUGCUGCCAGCCUUGGAGGGACAACAGGGAACGGACACCCGGCCCCGCUGCACAGAGGCGCGAAGCUUGCCCGGAGCAAAACCCUGCUGGCAGCGCCAUCGCCGGGGCUCCCCUUGAACCUGCCUUCCCAGAGUCGCUUUUAGGAACAAAGCACAAGUGCAAUAUCAUGCAGCGCUGUAGCAACUACAGGAGACGUUCACAGCCCCAAACCACAGUGGGUUUGAGUAUUUGCUAAACCAAUAGAGGUUAAAAUAAACUAUUUUCAUUUUUAAUAAGGUAUUAAAUUGAAUGUUAAAAAAGAAAAAAAUAUCAGUCCUGGAUAUGCUUGUGUUUUUUCAAAAGGAGAAGGAGAAAAAACAGCCCUGGGGCUGGGCCCAGGGGCUCACCCAGGUCCCCACUGGUGCCAGGAGGCACCCACCAGCCCCUGGUUGGUGCGGGGACACUGCAGACCAGAGCCAUCCCCUACCCUGGGGGUGAGCCCAAGCACUGCUUUUUGGGGGGCUCGGGCCCCACAGCAGCCCCCCAGUGCAUCCCACAGGGCACCAGGCUCAGCUGCAAGAUGACCCGGGGGGGCUGGACUCCAUGCGCCGCCACCAGUGAGGGCACGUGGCAGGUGCUUGGGCAGCCGCAGGGCAGGGGACGCGCUGCCAAGGGGCAGCUGCGGUUUGCACCCACUAAGGGCAGGACAUGUAAUGGGAUCGUCCCCACCCCAGAGCUUUCCCCUCCCUCUGCCAUGCCCCAGGCAGCAGUGACAGCAGGGGCAUGAUGCCAGGGUCACCCAGCAGGGACCCCCACACUGUGGCUGUUGCCACAUCUGGAGAUGGGUCCCCGGGGAAAGGCAGAGCUGAAGCUGGUGGGUAUUGCUGCUUGUUUUGCCCCUGAGAGCACAGGGAGGGAUGCAGGUCAGUGGUGGGCAGGGGCUGGCUCAGAACAGCCAGGGGAGGCUGCAGGGGGGCUGAGGGGCAGCAGCCACGGCAGCAGUGGAUAAAUAGAUGCGGCCCCAACUGGACCAGGCUUGUCCUGCCUGUGAUGCCCUGCAUGUCCCGUACCCAGCCCAAACCCCGCUGAGGGUCAGAACCAGACCGCAGUCCGAGCCUCUGGGCACCUCGGACAACCCCAGCCUCCACAGAUGGAGCAGGGAAGCACCAGGAGGCCGGCAGCCCUCCAAGGAGCAGCACGGCUGCAAACCCAGAA